Molecule: messenger RNA, 1375 nt
Organism: Branchiostoma floridae (Florida lancelet)
Lineage: Eukaryota; Metazoa; Chordata; Leptocardii; Amphioxiformes; Branchiostomatidae
Exons: 2
Coding region: 533-1375 (280 amino acids)
Source: RefSeq, a predicted model, not a curated record
AGAGACACCUAAGUUCCUAACAUCCGACAGUUGACAUGGGCGCAACGUUCUCUUCAAUUGAAUUUGUGAUGGCGACAAACAUAUACUUUCUAUUCGUAGACACAUAGGGUGAGACACCUGUAUAGUGUCACAAUCUGUAGCUGUGUGUGUAAAGUGGUGAACGUGUUGUGAAUAACCAUACCGUAUCUACAGGUAUUGUCUUCAUAUCAUCCACCCAACCAGUGAUGAGAACCCAAUAAAUAAUUCAGAGGUGUGGCAUUUGUAACCGCGAUUAAAACCUGGUAACGGCGCCGCUGUUUUGUACACGUUUCCGCAUGGUGAACUUCGGCAUUAUCUCUGCACGUAAUUACUGAAAUGAACAACGCUGGGAACCCGAUAUGACCUGACACGCACAAAGGGUGUUAUUCGAGGUUGUUGAGUGUCGUGUUAAAACGCAGCCGCAGGCUUCGUGACUUACACGUCUUGUUCGCCCAGGAGAUGAGAGUACAAAUGUAACUGAGCUGUUAUAAGUCAGUAUCAUUACACCACGACUAUGACAAGCGGGCUCCCAGUCGCGGGGCCUGUCAGAAGCCCCGCCGCCUCACCUCUCCCUCGGGUACGGAGGAAAGGGAGAAAGGGAACGAGUGACAGAGACAACGAAGAAUUCCCAGGGCCAGGGAAAGAUCUCCUGUCACCGCGAAGUGUUAGUGAAACUCCUGUUCUACAUAGAAGAAACAAAUCAAUGGGGAAGAGGAAGACCCGUCCAGGAGAGAUUCAGGUACAUAAUUCCUGGCCACCGAGUGCAAGUCCCCUACGACCAUCCCUUGUGGACCUCAAUGCGAUCAGCCAGUUAAGCGUAGGCGCCAAACCUCUUCCACCCAUCCAAAAGAAAGCGUCUAACGGGCUCGGGCCUGUUACUGAAUACGAGGUGGAGAAAGGUGUUAAACCCACAUUUGAAGACCUUCCUAGUUUACAGUUGUAUCCUAACGGCAUUAAGAAGCGUUCGUUUUACGGAGCAGGGGUUGGUGGACACGCCAUGCAAGCUGACAAAGCUCGCCCGAAGGACAGCCAAGGAAACCGAAGCUAUGCAAAACAAGCCUACACUGACGUGUUUGACCAAAGUAGUCCUAAAAGAAACAAAACUGCUCAGGACACUGCCAACGAUACUGGACAAUUAGCAGUAGGUAGGUCAGAAGACGGCUCUUCAAAAGGGAUGUCACAGAAUAAUCGCAGAAACGCAGUUUCACGAGAACGUCACAUCCAAACUAGGCCGACAGAAGCCAAACAAGAGGAAAUCAUUUCUAUCGAUAACAAUAACGGCGUACUUGGUCAGAACAACAUGGCUACCGCCCCAACAGGAGCGUCAUGGAAGGUAGGUCAACAGGGUAUGACGUAG